AUGUCAGAAGAAGUGGACAUUCCGUUUAAAUUUGUUGGAACAGGAGUCCUGACUAAAUUAGCCAAUAAGCUGGAUCCAUUAAAUCAUGUGACUGGCAAUGACUGGAGACUAUUGGCUGAAAAAUUGGGAUAUUCUCAAGACGAGAUCCAGGUGAUAGAAGAGCAGAAGCACCUGGAUGGAAGAAGUACAAUUAAAUUAUUAAAUAAUUAUAUUAAAAAACCUGGAAACAGUGUGGAAAAAGUUCUGAAAGCUUUACAGGAGAUGCCACGAAUUGACGCCCAUACAAUUCUACUAGAGGCUGUACCUAAAAUCCAAGAAUUUGCUCGACAGAGACAGGAAGAAGAAGAGAGAGGGGAGGAGAACAGUUUUAGUCCCUUUACCCCGUCUGAUUAUUACCGGUCACAUCCCUGGGCAUGGCCCAUGAUGACCCACAUGCCUCCAAUGGCCCAUAUGCCCUCUAUGUCCCCUUAUUUCAUGUCUCAUUCUGGAAUUCCAUUUGACUCGCCGUAUACUGCUCACGGAUCCCCUUUACAUCAUCCGCGUGCUCCAAAAAAUCCUAAAGUAUGUCACCAUCCUGACUCUAGCAACCAGUGCUGUAGUCCCCACUGUUACACUCGUUCUUAUUCACAUAAUGGCUUCGUGGGAAUGCCUCCUCCACCAAUACGUAAUGGUCACCCUGUAUUAUCCCCCCCUUCUCCCGUUUACAAUGUGAACAAUGGAUACCCAGAAAUUCCAGGGCGUGAAUAUCACAGUCUGGAAGUUAAUCAUUCCAUGUAUCCGGAUCGUCAAGUCAGUCGAGAGAUUUCAGAUCCUGGUCAUCAUUUUCAGGAAGAUCCAGCACCAUUAGCGAGAACCAUCUUCAAAAAUCAAGGUCAUCCAUUAUUAUCGACCAAUACACGACCAGUACGCAGCCAAUCAGCAGAGUACAAUGGUGACAUCUCGGAUGAUGACUCGUUAUCAACUGGAUCAAAUCCUGCAUCGCCCAAUAAUAAUCGUCGACAUGGUCAUGUGACUUAUGAUGUCAGAAAUGACAUAUCAGACGACAUUAGAAUUAACGGAGUUGAAGUCAACAGAAAUGAUGUGAAUGAUAUUGGAAGAGUUCGUAAAGACGUACCCCGUGAACUGACGGAAAGAAAAAUUGACAACAAGAAAAAUGGAGAAUCAUCAUCUGGGUCAGGAGGAGAGGGAAAUGCCAACAAAAUGGACUCGAAGGAAAGAAAUAUUCUGAGAAUGAAAUCCAUGUCAACUGGCCACCAGAUGAGUAACGCCAAUGGUAAUGUAGAACAUUUAGAAAAUAUGAUGAAAAAAUCUCUUUCAUUACCAAACAAUAUGAAACCUGCUGAAUUCAGAAGAGUUUUUAAUAUUAAAGUGUUUGUGACAUACUCAAAUGAUUCUGAUAAACACAUGCAGAGAGUUUUAAAUCUGUGUAAAUGUUUGGAGAAAAAUAAAUUUUUCUGUUUUGUCGACAUGGUGUAUAAAGAAAACGGUAAAAAAGAUAAUUUAGAGGAUAUAAGAAGAAAAUUUGAGGAGGCUGAUUUUGUGUUAGUUUGUUCAUCAAAAAAAUAUAAAGAAAAUAUCAACGCCAAGAUAAACACUGACGGCUUACAUACCAAGUUCAUUUAUGAAUUGAUUUAUGACGAGUUUAAAGAGAAAGGAAAUCAUCGCUGUGUUCCAGUAAUUCUUGACGGCACGUCUCAAAGCGAUAUACCAACCUGGUUACAGAGUAGCAUGAAAUAUAUCUGGCCCUCACAGUAUAAAGACUUGCUUUUCAUGUUGACUAAACCUGAACAACGCAUUACUCAACAUUGUGCUCGAAAAUAG
Molecule: messenger RNA, 1821 nt
Organism: Lottia gigantea (owl limpet)
Lineage: Eukaryota; Metazoa; Mollusca; Gastropoda; Lottiidae
Exons: 5
Coding region: 1-1821 (606 amino acids)
Biological process (GO): positive regulation of canonical NF-kappaB signal transduction; humoral immune response; signal transduction
Molecular function (GO): protein binding
Source: RefSeq, a predicted model, not a curated record